GCCUGUUGCCUGUGAAGGAUGCCUUCAGCUGCGAAUGCAAAGUCUGAAAAACCAGCCUCUUCGGAGGCUACGGAUAAUUCACCUAUACGGCAAAUUAUAACAAUUAUAGAACACAAAGUUCGUAAUUUGGAAAAAAGAAAGAGCAAGUUGACAUCAUACCGUGACCUGCAAAAAGCUGGUAAAGAAUUAAAAACUGAUCAAAAAAUAGCUGUUGCUAAGUAUGAUGAAGUUGCUCAAACAUUGGAAUUUGCAAGAGAUCUCUCAAAACAAAUUACUGCUAUUGCAGCAUCGGCUGAACGUGAGGCUAAAAAACAAGCCAAAAAGGUAAGUUAGUAUUUUAUGAAAUACUUAUUAACAUGUAUUUUUUUUGCUAUCAUAACUGGUGAUGCAACGAAUACUACUUUUACGAAUACGAAUAUCAAACCUACUAUUCAGCGAAUACGAAUACAAAUAUCUCACCAUGGUAAUAAAAAAUUUAAUUUAUUUGAUGUUUUCUAUUGUUCUAAUAAUUAAAAUUUACAAUUGGUAAAUAUUUAUUUAAAAGACAUAAAAUUUGUAGAUUUUCUGGUUUUAGACGAUUUCUUUUUUCAGUUUGGAUGUUCCCAGCCGUUGAAAAAAGUCUUUCCGAGGCAACUGUACAUAGUUGCAGUGAAAAAUAUUAUUGCAAGUCCUCUGCCGGUGAGGCUAAGGGCCAAACACACAUAUUUUUUUGCGCAGACGACGCGCAUUAUCCAAGUCCACCAGUAAUUAGAGUUGUGUACAAAAAUAUUAGUUUUUAAAUAUUUGUGAUCAGUAUUCGCCAAAUACGAAUAUUCAGUAAAUGACCACCAUUCAGUGAAUACGAAUAUUCGUAUUCGUUUCAUCACUAAUCAUAACCAAAAAACACCUUAGUUAUUAAAUUAGUGCAAGUUUUAUUAAAAGUUUAAAUUAUGUAUAAGAAAUAUGUAAAAAUUUAACUGAGGAUUUUUAUAAUAGUUACAGUAUCUACAUAAACAUCUUACAUAUGAUUAAAUAUGACUACCUAUCUACACGAAUGCAGCAUAUAAUUUGAAUUUAAGAAAAGAGCCCUAUCCCUUAAGAGAGCUGGCUAAAAGGCCUGCAGCACUUACAAUUCCUUCGCUAAAUUAAACACACAUUAAAAAUUCCAAAUGAAAUAGGCUUCACUGGUUACAAACCAACAAAUCACUAUAUACGUGGUAGAGCCAUGCUGCAGCUAUAUUAAUAGUAUAGUUGUAGCACAAAUUGGGGAUCUUAUACUAUACCCCUUACCCUUAUACUAUAUUUUUAAAAAAAUGUCUUCAAUACUAAGAGAUUAGCAAACUCUAAAAUUCUUAAUUAUAAUUAAAAUUUAGCACGAUUUUGAAUUUUGUCAUGCUUUAGCUGGACAGGAAAUUAGUAGUUUAUUUGUUCUUUUUAAAUUUGCAAUGGGCUACAUAAGGCUGUAUCUCCCUUUAUAGUUUAUGGUCAUUUGAAGGCUAUAAUGAAUUUAAAACUUGUUCAAAAACAAAAUGUUCUUGUUCAUUCCAUGCAUUUACAUCACUCCCUCUGAGAUGUAAAAAUUUAUCCCACUAAAAAGACAAAUGUGAAAAGGAGUCUAAGAUUAGUACAAACAAUGUAUUUGGGGUUGUGAGCUUAGUAAAAGAGUUGAGAUCUCAUGGGUGCCAAGCUCCAUACCAGUUGGUUAAAUCAUAAGAUCUAAAGAGAUGUACACAUUCUUGUUAGUGCUAUGGACUCAUCACAUCUAACGAUAGUCAUCCAUGUAGGCUAUCUAAAUAUUGUCCAUCUGUGGGGCAAUGAAACUAUCUACAUAUGGGCUCAUGUUCAUUUGUGUUUUUGUCCUUCAUACAUAUUGGGAAUAUUUAAACUUUUCCAGCAUGCAGGUUUAAUUAGUGCCAACAUUAUUGGCGUGUCUUGUGUCAUUUAUAACCAUUGAUUUUUAACAUCAUAGACUGUUAUAAUUACUUUUUAGUAAACAUACUUGAUCUUCCUUAAAUUUGGUAAUAUACAACUUACAGGAUGCAUGGGUGCGCUGUGCUGCUGAAACCAACAAAAUUCGUGAAGCUCUUUUAAUUUUGGAUUGCCUUAUGCAAAUGGGCAACUCUGAGGCACGAGAAGACUUCUUGAAUGGGGCAAACGGAGCAACUAAACUUACUGAGGACGACUUGAAAAUUUUGGAUGACUUGUUAGUAUCAUAAUUUAAUUUUUACUUAUUUUAUACUAAAAUAUUCAUUUGAGCACUAAAUGUAUGCCAUAAAUGAGCUAUCACCUUAUAACAUAACAUAAACACUCACGCCUGUCACCCAGAGGGGUAAGCAGAGAUUAUGGACUUCCAUUUGGCACGAUCCUGACACACCUCUCUCGCUUCCUCCACAUCCAUAUACCUACGCAUACACGCUUAUGUCACCUUAUAAAUGAUUAUAUUUGUUGUAAACAUUUUAGAAUGCCAAUUGGGAUUGAGAUAAGUUGUAAUAGACAGACAGUCCAGGGUUCAAGGUUUCCUUUUAAUCAUUGAUUAUUCCAGCAAUAUUAGUUUUUAGGAAUACAAUUUUAAGUUAACCAGUAUGCCCAGUAAUUUGUAACAUGAAGUUUUGGUAAACUUGAACCUGUAAGUUGUUGUUUGUCACUGCAAGGGAACUAUCUCUCACUUUCCAAUUAUAAUUUAGAUUACUGUUGACAGUAUUGAAAUAACUGAAGGUACAAAUUGUGCAGUAUUUUUAUCACGCAAGAAUCAUAUUGUCGCCUAAAAAUUUAAGUACACUGAAAUUAACAAAAAGGUAGGAAAUUAUAUGAAUUUUAUAGUGUUUUUAGAUAGUUUUAGAACACAUUUCUGCACUUAGAAUAAGUAUAUACCAAUUCAUAAAAACCUAAUGUCUAAAAUUUUGGUGUACCUUAUACAAUACUAGAUGACCAGGCAGACGUUGUUCUGCCCUCUUCGAUGACCCUGUGUACUAUAAAAAUUCUUAAAUUUGUAAUAAAAAUACCUAUUGAGAGUCACUUAUAGGGAUAAAAGCUAUCCUAUCUCUCAAAUUGAACCAAACUGCACACUGUGUGCAGUUUCAUUGCAAUCAGUUUAGUAGUUCAUUGCGGACAAACAAUGUGACAUGUAAUUUUUAUAUAUAAAGAUUAUAUUGGGAACAUAUACUGUGGAAUAUUGUACUAUUUUUUUGCUUUGUAAAUGGAACAAGUUAUUGACUAUGAAGGAAAUCAUUGAUAUCAAUCAUUUAGCUUCGGAUGAUAAGGUGACGAAAGGUGCUGAAAUUUGCCUCUGUCGCUUGAGGUGAUAGAUUUGUAUCAGACUCAAGGGACAAGACAAAUUUAAAUUUUGCAAUUUUAUUACUUCGUCCUGUUGGUGCUUGCUGGACUAAUAAUACUUGGGCGAUUAAUGUAAUUAGAGAAAAAACCACUUUCGGCGACUAGAAAAUACUCUGCCUAAAGCACCUGAGAUGUGGAUAGCAUGACUCCUUCGUCCCCUUCAAUCUCUUUGUGACCACCAAUAACACCAACUUCAACCCUACUACCAAAAUGACUAAGUUUUCACAGUUUAUUGUGAUAAUUAUUUCACUGGACUGUCACUGACUAUGGAUAUAAAUUAAUGAAAUAUCCUAGUGACAGGUACAAUACAAUCACAUUAUGAAGUAUCCUUUGUAAGACGACAAUAGUUGUUCAAGAAGGAACAAAGAGCUGUUCAAAACUGGGACAAAACAGGUAAUUGAGAUGUCCACUGGUAUGAUAACAGUACUUAUAUGUAUCUAUCAUGUUGUGAAUUUAGCCAAAACGAAACUGCAAGAUGAUACUCAAAUGUUCAGAACCCGACAUUCUUACAUCAGUACAAUUAUUUCAUAGGUUUAGUUGUAAGAUCCAAUAUCGGCACCUAUAGAAUGUCAAUUAGAGGCAAGAAGUAUAUUUCUAUACUUUUAUAGUACAUUUAUAGUACAUGUAUAAUGUUGAGAAAAUCAUUGGCAUUAAUUGGACUGUUAUGUGCCCACUGUUAGAGCAUAACAGUCACAUUUUGUAAAAAAUGGUAAUAAAUUUACAUGCUAAAUGUUUUACUUGUGUUGUGUUCUCUACAUUCUUUUUUUUUUAAAUAUUUUAUGUUCUUAUUAUUUCUAAAUAUUAAUUAAUGAUGUGUUAUUGUAAUUAAUAAACACAUAAGAUCUUAUUUUAUUUAUCCAAAGUGAAUGUAUGAUGUAGCCCCUUGUUUUUUUUUAAAUUUCCUAGAUAUACCUAUUUAAUUAACAUAUUUCUGCUAAAAUUAGUCAUCAACAAUGCAUUAAUAGGGGCCAAUCAACAUAGACAUAUUUAUCUGUAAGUUACCACAAUGGGAAUCCUAAAUAGUUCCAGGCAUAUACAAUGUGAUGUUAUGUAAAAUACAAUAAAUGAAAACUUGGUCAUUACUACUAGUUCGAAAAAAUAUUUCACAAUAGUUAAUUUUCUUCUUAAAUCAAAAUUAUUAAACAUGCAUUAUGUAGUCCUUACCUAUAUGAGUGGCACUUUUAUUUUUUAUUAACAGUUAAUUACACAUAUUUUACAGGUACUCUGAAGUUACACCAAAGCAUGAAGUAAAUGAGGAAGGUGAACCUGGAUUUCAUAUGCAAACAGUCAAAGCUGCUGAACAUUUAUAUGCUAUCAUUGAUGGAAAACAAAAAGAUAUUUUGGGCACAACAUAUGCUCAUAUUAAAGAAAUAGUGAAUGCUGUACAUGAAUGUGGAUAUUUUGACAAAACUGUUGAGACCGUUGCAGAAACUGAGGAAACCCAUAUUAUUGUGGAAGAAGAGCAGCAGAUAUCAGCUUUGGAAGUGGAGGAGGUUAAUGCUGCCCCUUCCUACCCCCCACCCACAGUCCUCCCUGUACCUCCUGCUCCAGCUGUUGUUCCUGCGCCAGGCUAUCCACUCCGUCCUCUUCCCCCAAUAACUUUACAAGAAGUUGAACAUGCAUACUUCUCUCAACAGUAUCCACAACAAAGACCUAUUUCAGAAGUAAUUGGAUCUCAAAACUUCUUUUUCCUUCAAGAAUCUGAAAUUGACAGCCCUGUUGGGACCCCUCAGCCUCCGCCACUCAUGAACCAGCAGUCGCCACCUGCGCCGAUCCCUACACAGACAUACACAAAUCAGCACUUUGUGCAAAUCCCUGCAGCACGAGUACCAGAGCCCACGCCUAUACCAAUGCCCCCUCAGCCACAUUUUCCUCCCCAUCCUGAACACGCCGCUUAUCCCGGCGUUCCUAUUCCUGCUCCUAUCCCACCACAACAGCCACCUGUACAUCCGCAGACAGUACCACAGCAACCAUUGCAACCUGUCCCACAACCAAUUCCACAACCAGUUGUGGUUGAACAAGAACCAGUGCAGGCUGAAGAGCAAAAAGCUCCUACACCAGUUGAAGAUAAAAAUGAAGAUGAAUGGAAGGAAAGCCAAAGUCCUAAAUAUGAAAAUAGCAAUGAUCGCAAAACUCAAGGUCAAGGAGAUGGUCAAAACAGGUUCAGGCGUUACGGUCGUGGAGGCAGAGGUGCAUCUAAUGGUUAUCGUGGACGCGGAAACUUUCAAAACAGACAAAAUGAUGGAUAUCACCCUCGCGGUGAAUAUCAGAACAGAAUAAACAAAGAUGGCUAUCAGAAUAGACAGUAUGAUGGCUACCAGAACAGACACAAAGAUGGAUAUCAGAACAGGGGAGGUAAUGAUGGUUACUACGGUAACGGAGACACUGGCGACAGCCAUCAACAGAAUGAAAAUGGUGGUCGCGACAGGUACAAUGAUAGUAACCAGAGUUAUCAGGGUGGAUUCAAGAGCCGUGGCAGGGGAGGUCCUCGCGGAGGUACCCGUGGUGCUUCUCGAGCGCCCCGCCCGCAACAGUACAAUCGAAAACAAGAAAAUGUUGAAUAGUUCACGUGGAGCCCAUUAAUCUUACAACAAAAGUGGCAUCGCUCUAUGAAUUUUCAGACUGACUAAAUCAUUCGUGGAAGGCAAAUUUCACCGGCAACAACGCGCUGUAGCAACAUCAAAAAGAGAUUACGGUAAUAC
Molecule: messenger RNA, 6014 nt
Organism: Parnassius mnemosyne (clouded apollo)
Lineage: Eukaryota; Metazoa; Arthropoda; Insecta; Lepidoptera; Papilionidae
Source: the annotation of a GenBank genome assembly